Planococcus citri (citrus mealybug) is the source of this 8601-nucleotide messenger RNA. It is a transcript of the gene Not1, whose product is annotated as CCR4-NOT transcription complex subunit 1. NCBI's taxonomy places the organism in Eukaryota, Metazoa, Arthropoda, Insecta, Hemiptera, Pseudococcidae. Gene Ontology annotation, biological process: nuclear-transcribed mRNA catabolic process, deadenylation-dependent decay; negative regulation of translation. Gene Ontology annotation, cellular component: CCR4-NOT core complex; P-body. Gene Ontology annotation, molecular function: molecular adaptor activity. The record is from RefSeq and is a predicted model, not a curated record. Bases 340 to 7779 code for a protein of 2479 amino acids. The transcript has 34 exons.
GUUCGUUUUUCUGAAAAUCGCAAUGUCGGUGUGUUUCGUAUUUUUCUUUCGGUUGUUCUUUUUCAAUGUGAAUUAACGGGUGUUUAAUUAUUAUGUAGAGUGUUUUUCAAUUCGCGGUGAUCGUACAAGUGACUAUUAAAACAAUCGAAAUGUUUGUUCUUUGUAAAUAGUAACGUAUAAGUUUCGAAAGUUCCAUACAUCAAUCCCGAUGUUGAACGCAAAUAAUUUCGAAUAUUGUUAUUACAUCACAAAUAGAAACGUUUUGAGCGGAAGUAUCUGUUGGAUUUUUAAGAAAGCUUCAAAAGAUUUUGAAGCUUUCGAAGCCGCAUUCAUGGAACUAUGAACCUAGAUUCAUUGUCAAUUGCUUUAUCACAAAUAAGUUACCUUGUUGCAACUUUGUCAAAGCGUAAUUAUAACACUUGUGUUCAAGAACUCUCUGAAAUAAUAUCAUGUCACGGCUUAGAAGCUGAUCGUCAUCUAUUGCGUUGUUUAUUUUCGGAAAUCGAUUUUAACUCUGAUGCCAUCAGAACGCCUAAUAGUAAAGAUUUUCAACAGAUUCAGUUACUAACGCAAGAGUGUUCGGUUCUAUUGGGUAAGCCGGCGCUGGUCUCAGUGCUAGGUUUUGCUAUCGAUAGAGCACUGCAACAGGAAAAUUUUGUAAAGAAUCCGAGUCAGUUGUUAACUGUGUUCAGUAAGAUCGUCAAACUCACACCAGUUCAAGAGGUAGUGUUCGGUUUAGCCUUGCUACAUUCUUCGAACCAAGAAAUAGCUGAUUCUGCUUUACAAUUUGUCAAGCAAAAAUUACCGUUAUUAAUUAACAGUUACAUUGGCGAAGAUAAAUCCAGCAAACUACAAGAAGGUGGAUUGCACGACGCUACUCCUCAAGUUCUUCACUUCAUUUUAACUUAUUUAUUCAGUGCCAAAGAUUUAUUCGGUCUGAAUUCAGAAUCGAAGGAUCUUUUCCUGAGUAGCUUACGUCGUGAUUUUCCACGCGAACUCGUACCCGUUGUGUUAUCUCCGCUGAUAUAUCCUAGCUUGGAUUUCGAUCUGGAAAUAGACAAAAUGACUCAAGAAUCUACAGCCAUGUCUAAUAACAUGAUUGACGACUCCAUAUCCAACCUUAUUAUGGAGAUGGGCUACAACUUUUGCAACACGUUGGAGGAAGGUCGUCAGAACAUGAAUAGCUUACAUCUUAGAGACUUGAGCCCUACGGUAGUGGCACGUAUAAUCGUUAUGAUGGUUAGAACUCACAGUGGACUCGAUGAUUUAGCUCUAUGGACUUCCGGAGGUACUAAACGAGAUUCGGAAUCAUCGAGUGAAAAUCAACCGCCUACUACGUGGAAUCUCGACGUGUUUACGCAGCUUUUGCAAGAAUUCAGUCCGAAUUUAUCGUGGAUGGACGUAACACGCGAAAUAGAUUGUAACGAAUUACACGUGAAAGACAGAUUAGGUCUUGGUUUGUUGAUUACUACGCUUAAAUUGGGAUUACAAACGCAAGGAUGCCCGCCAGACAGAUUCCCAGUCGAUGUAUUCUACAGGCAUUGGAAACAUCCCGAAUCGCAAUUCACGUUGAUAAAUCAAAUACUGAAAAACUCGGAUAUAUUUUGUUUCGCCGAUUACAAUUUCCAUCCGGUCGAUACGAAUAUGUUGAAAACACCGCCGGAAAACGAUAACAAAGAUGUCGCAUCGUGGCGUUCUCUCGAUUUGAUUGAUUUACUGAUGCAUCUAGCCGAUCGCGGUCUAGUCAGCCAAGUCCAAGAAUUACUCAAAUUCCCCAUACAACACUGUCCGGAUAUUUUGAUCGUAGCUUUGCUUCAGAUCAAUCAACCGAUGACGUUAUUCAGGCAAGAAUUACUAUCCAGUCUAAUACCUAUAUUUUUAGCCAACCAUGCCAAUUCCACCGUUAUCCUGCAUCAAGUCUGGCAUACUCAAAACAUAACCAUUAAACAGCUUUUAAUCCAGUGCAUGGCUGACUGGUACCUGAGAGGAGAAAAUGACCAGUCGAGAUUAUCCAGGAUACUAGACAUUGCUCACGAUCUUAAGGUAUCGACUCAGUCGACUGCGUUAUCAUCUUUACUCAACUCGCAAUCGUUACAAUUCGCCAUCGAUUUAGCCUGUUUAGCCUCCAGACGAGAAUACCUAAAACUAGAAAAAUGGCUUUCGGAUAAAAUACGAGAUCAAGGCGAAAUGUUUGUUUCAGCUCUUAUCAAAUUUCUGCAGCGACGUUGCAGUCAAUUGGUCAGCGGUGGAACAUUUGGUAAAGAUGAAUCGCAUCCGAAAUCCGUUCAGUUACCACAAGAGACGAUUGCGACUAUGCUAACUUGUUUGCAAUCUUGCGUAGGAAACGUAGCACCAGAAGUAGGCGAAGGUAUAUUAACUCUGAUAUCAAACUGUAACUUACUGAUGAACAAAUCGCGACCAGCUCCGCCAGGAGUUCUGCGCACCCAUCGCAACAUCGAUCCGCCACCAUUUAAUCCUAACCCAGCCGCGACUAUUUUCUCAACCGCUCCGACGAUUACGGCGCCCACCGCUGUAGAUCAUUUGGCCAAUCUAGGCACCAGUUUGGCCAACUUGAAUCUGACAGCUGCGCCUCAACAGACUAGUAACUCUUUCAACUUACCAGCUACCUUAGGUCCUUUGGUAUCGACUCCAGGAUCUCCGUCCAGACUGAUAAAUUUAACGCAGAAUUCGCCUUUUCCAUUGCUAUCGCAAAUUAGCAACGCUGCCGCCGCCGGCGCUGCUGGCGGAGUUGGCGCUGCCAGUUCGCAAGUUAGUCAUGGAACGUCAUCGACGCUGCUACCGGCUAAUAAUAUUGUACCGUUGAGUCGUAUGGUACCGCAGGCUAAUGCAAUUGAUAAGAAUAGAUUAGGAGGUGAAACUAAUACCACCGGAUCGAAUCCCGGUGAUAUUAAUUACCCUACGCCGUCCAAAGAAAUCGAAGACGAAGCUAAUAGCUAUUUUCAACGUAUUUACAAUCAUCCGCCUCAUCCGACCUUGUCCAUAGACGAAAUAAUCGACUUGUUGAAAAAAUUCCAAGAAUCGCCCAAUAAAAGAGAAAUUGAGGUUUACAACUGCAUGAUACGUAAUCUAUUCGAAGAGUACAAGUUCUUCCCGCAGUAUCCAGAUAAGGAGUUACAUAUUACCGCACAACUGUUUGGAGGAAUUUUGUCUCAUGGACUUGUACCACAACCAUCGCUUUAUGGAAUCGGCAUCAGGUAUAUCGUGGACGCGCUGCGUAAAUCCACCAACAGUAAAAUGUUCUCGUUCGGUAUCGCCGCUCUGGACCAAUUUAAAUUCCGACUGAAAGAGCUUCCUAAAUUGUGCGAAUACGUCAUGGCUUUGCCACACUUCAGUGAUUUUCCACCUCAUUUAGUCGAACUAAUCGAGUACGGAGUGCAAGGUAUCGAUCCGCCGGCUAAAAGCCAAGCAGCCAUUUCGAGUAACGUGGUAGCUGCGGCUGUAGCAGCAGCCAAUUCGGCAUCUUCGGCUGCUCCUUUUAAAUCCAUCACGAUGACUAGCGCAGGAUCAGUAGCGGCGGCCGCUGCUGCGGUUACUAAUGUUUCGCCAGUUGCCAAGAUUGGAACGCCGACUAGGCCAUCUAUUGCGAACGCUACGAAUAUCGAUACGCUGUUGGCAUCUACGGAGAAAGACGAAAGGAUGACUGUGCCACCGGAAAGUCUACAGGAUAAGAUUGCUUUCACGUUUAAUAAUCUGAGCCAGAUGAAUUUAACCGUCAAGUGCGAAGAACUACGAGACCUGAUACGAGAAGAACAUUACCGAUGGUUGGCCCAGUAUUUAGUCAUGAAGAGGGCAACGAUAGAACAAAAUUUCCACGGAUUGUAUUCGAAUUUUUUGGACUGCUUCAAAAUCAAAGAAUUGCAUAAGCUGAUCUUGACCGAGACUUAUCGUAAUAUUAGAGUGCUGUUACGUAGCGACAAAUCAAUAGCAAAUUUUUCGGAUCGAACGUUGCUGAAAAAUUUAGGCCAUUGGUUGGGUAUGAUGACGUUAGGCAAGAAUAAACCGGUCCUAAUGGACGAUCUGGAUAUCAAGAUGUUAUUGCUGGAAGCCCAUUCCAAAGGACAACACGAAAUGCUGUACGUUGUACCGUUCGUCGCCAAGAUUUUGGAAUCGUGUGCCAAGAGCAGAGUUUUCAAACUUCCGAAUCCUUGGACGACGUCUGUGAUGUGUAUAUUAGCUGAAAUUCAUCAAGAACCCGAUUUAAAGUUAAAUUUGAAGUUCGAGAUCGAAGUUUUGUGUAAAAACUUGCAAAUUGAGUUGAAGAGUUUACGACCAACCAAGUACCUUAGAGAUAGUGAUAUGCUGAAAUACAUGGAACAUCAGCUAUCGUCGAAUUUGAAUAAAAAAGCAGUCGGGCAACCGCAACAAAUGCAGCAGCAGCAGACGUCGGUGCAUUCGUCGUCACCGCUACCGAUGCCACCGGCUCCUACGUCGCAGCCGCCUCCUUCUUCGGCUCCGAUUACCAAUGUUUCAGCGGCUGUAUUUACAAGCAUGGUAUCUACUCCUUCGGUAUCGAUACCGUCAUUUACAUCGAACGCUAUCUCAUCAGUCACCGGUGAAGAAGGUGGCUCUGUUGUGCCUCAACUAGGCAACGUUGGCAUUCCUCCGUUGGCCAGUUCGACUCCUACGCCGCCCAUGAUGCCACCUCCGGUGAUCACUCCGGAGCCUAAGUUUAAUCUGGUCACCUUUAACGUUGCCAAUAUACCAGCUUUGGGAAAUCUACUUCAAGUGAAUAGUCAAUUACCUUUAUUCCAAGCUCAUCCGCAGCUCAAACAAUGCAUCAAGCCGGCUUUCGAACGAGCUAUUCAAGAAUGGCUCGGACCUAUCGUCGAACGCUCGGUGAAAAUCGCUGUUAACACUUCGGAGCAAAUUGUUAAGAAGGAUUUUGCCUUGGAUCCAGACGAAUCGAGAGUUAGAGCAGCAGCUCAUUACAUGGUGAGGAAUCUAGCCGCCGGUAUGGCGAUGAUCACGUGUCGCGAGCAGAUUAUAAAUUCAUUUACGCAGAAUUUGAAGAAUACCUUUUUGGGUGUUAUAAUGAAUGCUACCGCACAACAAAAAGAAAUGAUCGAACAAGCUGUCACCGCUUGUGUUACCGAUAAUAUGGAUUUAGCUUGCGCUUUCGUUCAAAAAACCACCGUCGACAAAGCCGUGGUUGAAAUCGAUAGACAUUUAUUCUCAGAAUACGAAAGACGUAAGAACGCUCGUAACGAGGGACGUCGAUAUUGCGACUCGGGCGUACUCACGUAUCAGGCCGAACGAAUGCCGGAACAAGUUCGCCUCAAGGUAGGAGGAGUUACCCCUCAACAAAUGGCUGUGUACGAAGAAUUCGCCCGAAAUAUACCCGGAUUCCAACCGAUGACCGAUAAAGAAGCAGCCAUGUGUACGCCUAAAUCGCAAUUCGGAGGAGCAGCCGAUGAAAUGGGCGUCGUUUACGAUAAGAUUACCAGCGAUUUGGAAAUCUAUUUGCAAGGUAUGAUGAAUCAGAACGUGAUGGGAGCUUCUCUUUCGAAUUGCCAAAUGAAUAUCAACAUCACCUCGUUAAUCGACUCAUUAUCGAUACACCGACGCACUAGAGAUCCGUCGACCGCCGCAGCCGUCAUUCAGAAGGCUGUGGAAGGAUUACUCGAUUGUAUGAACCAAGACGAUCCGGAUAUAUCGAUACGUUAUCGCGACUUUUACCUGAGAAUAUUGAAGGUAUUCCAAGAUCCCAGAUCUAUGGGUACCCAAUGGACGAACAAACAGGUUACGAAAGCAUUAAUCGAAUGCAGAGAAGAAUACAGAUACAAUACCGAAGUAGUAGAUUUGCUAAUACGAUCGCAUCUAAUUAAUUUACCAAUGUUCGACGCGCAUUUGGCUCAUUCCAUGGAGAACGGCAUGAACUACGUUGCGGUCGGAUUCGCCAUGCAGAUUGUUCAACAUUACCUAGUCGAGGAACGAACUCAAACCUUGGUUAGCGAGCAAGAUCUGGGAUGCUGUAUCGAGACAUUAUCUAGAAUCGCUCAUUCGCGUAAUGCACCCGAUGGGUUGGUUACGUUGAUCGAUAUCUUGCGCAUGAGUCACGACGGUAAUAACUUGACGAUGGAAAGAACGACUUCCGGACCUACCUCGUACAUUCAUUCUGGUAUUUUACAAGUCAAGACGAGAGAAUGCGAAGAUCCGCCGGGUCUGUUCGAGAAAACCGAAUACCUGUUACGCGAAUGGGUGAACAUUUAUCAAACGACCGCGUCGAGCAAAGAUCCGGGCAAAGCUUUCAGCUUAUUCGUGCAUCAGAUGAACGUGCACGGUAUUUUGAAGACCGACGAUCUCAUUACCAGAUUCUUCCGACUUAGUACCCAAAUGGUAGUCGAAUUGUGCUACCGAUUGUUACCCGAUCCGGCCACCUUCAGUAAUAACCGUAUGAAAGUGUUUCAAACGUUGGACGCGUACGUUAAGCUGAUAGCUUUACUUGUGAAACAUUCGGGCGAUACGCAAAACGUUACCACCAAGUUGAAUUUGCUCAAUAAAGUCUUAGGUAUCGUAGCCGGAGUCCUGCUACAAGACCACGACAACCACCAAACGGAUUUCCACCAGUUACCCUACCACCGUAUCUUCUCGAUGCUGUUCCUGGAGCUGAACUCGUCCGACCAAGUGCUGGAAAACAUCAACUUCCACAUCCUGCAAGCGUUCUCGCACACGCUGCACAUUCUGCGUCCCUGCAAAUGCCCCGGCUUCUGUUUCGCUUGGCUGGAGAUCAUCUCGCAUCGUGUAUUCUUGGGUCGCAUGCUGGCGCUGACUUCGCACCAGAAAGGCUGGAGUAUGUACGCGCAGCUAUUAGUAGACCUGUUCAAAUUCCUGGCGCCUUUUCUGCGUAACACGAAUCUGACGAAAGCUGUGACCGCCAUGUACAAAGGCACGCUGAAAGUGCUGCUAGUGCUGCUGCACGACUUCCCGGAGUUCUUAUGCGACUACCAUUACGGUUUCUGCGACGUGAUACCUCCGAAUUGUAUACAAAUGCGGAAUCUCAUAUUGGCGGCGUUCCCGCGUAAUAUGCGGUUACCGGAUCCGUUUACGCCGAAUUUGAAGGUAGACAUGUUGGCGGAGAUAUCGCAAGCUCCGCGAAUCCUGCCCACGUACGCGGCUCUCAUUCAGCCCGCCUCGUUCCGUAAAGACCUCGAUAACUAUCUGAAAGCCAGAGCUCCGGUCACCUUUUUAUCCGAAUUGCGAACCAAUCUGCAGCAGUCGCCGUCGACUCCCAGUAACGAACCGAACGCCGCCAAGUACAAUAUACCGUUGUUGAAUGCUCUGGUGCUCUACGUAGGAGCUCAAGCCAUCAACCACAUACGUAAUAAAGGACAAUCGCCCAAUAUGUCGACGAUCGCGCACUCCGCCCAUAUGGAUAUCUUCCAAAAUCUGUCCGUCGACUUGGAUACCGAAGGAAGGUAUCUGUUCUUGAACGCGAUCGCGAACCAGUUACGGUAUCCGAACAGCCAUACGCAUUAUUUCAGCUGCACGUUGCUGUAUUUAUUCGCCGAAGCGAAUUCCGAAUGUAUACAAGAGCAGAUCACCAGAGUGCUGCUGGAACGCAUCGUCGUCAACAGACCGCAUCCGUGGGGAUUGCUGAUCACCUUUAUCGAGCUAAUCAAGAAUCCGAUAUAUCGGUUCUGGUCGCACGAGUUCGUCCAUUGCGCUGCGGAAAUUGAAAAAUUAUUCGAAUCGGUGGCUAGAUCAUGUAUGGUGCCUCCUCAUCUAGUUCACGGAUCAGCGCCUUCGGACAGCGACUAAUCCACAGUCAGUCAAGUUUUUUUUAGCGCGGUACGUAUUUGAAAAACACAAAAAACCCAAACCACCGGAUUAAACAACUCAGAAUGACAACAAUAAUAAUAAUAUCAGAAGCAAAAAAUAACAGAAUACCAUCGUGUGGUAAUACCUACGUGUAAAUAGUACCUAAGUAAAUACUUGUGAUUUUUUUUUUUUUUGCAUUUUUAUACUGGAAUUUUUUUUCUUCUACGUUUUUAAAAAAACAUGAAAAAUAAUAAAAUAAAAGUGAAACGAUUUGAUUUAUAUGUAAAAAGAUUUUUCGCCGCAUGUUAAACUGUAUCGUUGUUGUUUCUAUCGUAUAUAUUAUGGUAUCGGAGUGGUGUACUUUUUUCUUUUAAGAUGUGUUUUUUUUCUCGGAUGUAUUUUGUUAUAAAUGAUUGAUUCGUGUACCUUUACCUACCUACGUAAUUUAUAUUAUGAUACCUACCUAUCAAUACCUUUACCUACGCUGAUGUGAAGAACAAUUGUGAAGUAUAUUUUAAAUUUAAUCGUGAAUUACCUACGCAAAAAUAUAAUAAAUUUUAUUACAUUAUUUUUUUAAAUAAAUAAAAAAAAAAACAUUGUACAUAGUUAGGCGUUUAAGUAAAGUUUGUUUUAUAUUUUUUUUCUCCAUUUUGCAUCAUCGAUGUAUUGUAUUGUAAUUUUUUUCUUUUUUCGUCGUAUGUUGUAUAUUUUUUUCUCCUUUCGUAUGUAAUUUUAAGAUAAAUAACUGAAAAUGGGAUUUUGUAAUUAGUAUUUAUAUUUAUAAGAUGGAUUUAUUGGCUGAUUAAAUGCUUAUUAAUAUCA